Paramecium pentaurelia is the source of this 12074-nucleotide messenger RNA. NCBI's taxonomy places the organism in Eukaryota, Ciliophora, Oligohymenophorea, Peniculida, Parameciidae. The record is from the annotation of a GenBank genome assembly.
AUGAAUGUGUUAUUAGAGAAAGAGCUUUAAAAAUUGGCAGCAGGAAAUUAUCAAAGAGCAUCUGAUAUAAAAGAUUCAAUAGAAAAUAUUCUUUUUGAAAAUUAACUAAACCAUGCUGAAAUUGGAUUAUGUUCAUCCAAAAUAAUGGCAUCAGAUAAAAGUUUCUUAGAAUUUCUAACAAACCAUGUUCUUGACAAGGAUACUUAUUAUGCUCAAACAAAGAAAUCUUUGUAUCAAAUUUUAGCAAAAUAUAUAAAGAAUUAUGUUUAAUAUGUAUCUGAAUAUUUGGAAUCGAUAAUUGUACAUUGAUUUAAAUUAUUUAUUAUUAGAGUACUUGUAUCUAAAAUUUUAAAAAGGAAGAAUCAGGAGUAGCAAAAGAAGCAUCCCUUUUUCCCAUAAUGAAAAUCUAUAAACAUUCUGAUUAAUAAAUUUUAGUAAUAUUUGAAAAAUAAUAUAAAAUUAGGUGAAGUUAUAAGUACACAAAAAUUUAUAUCAUAUUUUGUUAUAAGAAUGUUUGGAAACUAAAUUAACAGCUGGUGUCAAGGGAAGGAUAUUUUAGACUUUAGGUGUGUUAAUAAAAAGAUUUAAUAAUGAUUUAGGUGAAUAAGGAAUAUAUUUACAUGCUUUCUAAUCAAUAAUUAGUUAGAUUAAGAGUAGUAAACCUGAGAUGGUAAUAAUUGAAGGGAUUCUUAAAUUCUUUAAAUAAUGUUUAAUGUAUCAUCAAUUUAAUUAGGAUUAAAUAUCUUUAUUAUAUUAAGCAUUAGUAACAUUUUGUAAGCCUGUUGAAGAUUUGAGUACAUUUAAAGUACCUAUAGCUGCUUGUAAAUGUAUGAAAUAGAAUCUUGAUUUGUUUACUCAUUUUGUAAUAAUAAAGACAAAUGCUUUAACAUUAUUUGAUUAAUAUAUUAAAAUUUUGUAGCAUCGUAAUAGAGAUUUAAAGGAAUGUGUUUAAGAAUUACUUGAAUUAUUUAUAUAGAAGUUAUCUUAAUAAUUAGAUCAUAGUAUUAAUGAUCAUAAAGUAAAUUAUUAUUAUAUAAUAUUUAGAUAAUAUUUAAUGUGAUAUUAAACAAAUUUAUUGAAAUUUUGAAUGAUAAUAAAGCAGAUAUGUUUUUAAUGACUGUUAUUAUAAGAUCAGUAGGACAUUUUGCAAAGGCUAUUGCUAAUUUAAGAGGUGAGAAAUAAUUAGGAGACUUUUUUGAUAAAUUAAAUGAUUUAGGUUUUGAAAGAGUAUUAUAAGUUUAUGAAGAAUUUUAUAAGGAAGAUGAAGGAAAUAUGAAAAAAGGAGCAUAAUUUAAAGUUUUACUUUAUAGAUAAAAGUAAUUAAAUUCAUUUUUGAUAUCAUAUGCUAAUAUUAUUAAGAAUUUAACUAAAAUUUCAGAUAAAUAAAUUUAACAUUUAUUUGCUUUAUGUUCUUUAUGUAUUAAAUAGCAUUAUAAUUAUUUUGAAAAUUAUAGACCUUAUUUAUAUGAUGGUAUGGCAAAUAUCAUAAUUUCAAUAUUUGGUCAUUAAAAUAUAGGAAUACAAUUUGUAGGUUCUUUAUUAUCAAAAGGUGUAAUAGAAGGAUUGAAAUUAGGAUAAAAUUAACUUGAUGGAGAUUUAUAUAUUAAAACUUGUUAAGAAAUGUCAAAAUUUUGGAUUGGAAUAAUUGAAUAGAAAGUAUGGACACAACAUUAUUUAACAAAAUUUGUAAAUUAAUUAUUUGAUCAAAUUGCAUAAUUAAUAUAAAAUUGUAAUUUUGAAUCAAUUUAGAAAGAAGUGAAUUAAUUUGAUGAAUAAAAUCAAUAAUAAUAAUAAUAUUCAUUAAAAAUAUAAGAAUUUAGAAAUUUUGCAGUUAAUCCAACUUAAUUAACAUAAUUUCAUAGAUUUAUUUUAAUGUUAUCUGCUUUAAUACCUAAAAUUCCAAUAGAAUCUGCAGUAAUUUCAAUUUUAAAUUUAUUAAAUUUAGUAUAAAUAAAGAUUAGAAAGUAUCCUAAAGCAUUAUUAUUACUUAUAUUUGCAAGGGUUUUAUUAAAAUAUAUAAAAGAAACAUAAUUAAUAAAUUAAUAAUUUUUUGAAGCAAGAUAAAAAUAAAUAUUGAUUAAUUUAAUAUUAAAAUUAAAAGGAUUGAUUUAAAAUCAUUUAAAAUAAUAUAGUUAAUAAUUAUAAAUUGAAGCCUUAAAUAUUUUAUUAACAAUUCCUGUUGAAUUUAUUGUAAAAGAUAAUUAUUUAUUACUUAAAUCAGAAUAUAUUCAAAUAAUUAUUAAUGCAUUUUAGAUGAAUAAUAAUUCAUUAUCAUGGAGUGCCAUAGAUUUAUUGAUAUAAUUAAUAUAAUCAGAAUACAAUUAGAAGAACUAAAAGAAUUUAAAAUAUCUAUUGAAGAUCUUAAAGAAUGUUAUUCCUAAAUUAUCAACAUAUAUGUAAUUAGUUCCAGAAUAAGAAAAACCUUUUUAUACUCCAAUAUAAUAUAUAGAUAGUAUAAGUCCAAAUAUUUUAUUGUCUGAAUAACAUAUAGAUCAAAAUCAUAUAGUUGAUAAAGUUAGAUAUUUCUUAGGUUCUAUUGGAGGAUUAUGUCAUUUAAUAGUAGAUGAAACAUAUAAUGAAUCCCUUUUGGCUCUUGAUUACAAUAGUCCAAUUACUAUAAAUAUUCCAGUUGGUUAAAAGAAAUUAAAAAUUAGAUUUGGAUAAUUCUUAGAGAGAAUCUUAAGUUUAUGUUUAUGUGCUCCUUUAGAAAAAUCAAAAAUAUAUGCUUGUGAAUUAUUAUAAGCUUUUGCUAUUUAUAUGAUUGGAGAUUAAGCAGUUAAUGGAACAAAAGCAGUAGCACAAAAUACAAAGAAGAAAUUUGAAUAUGCUAAUAUUUAUAAAAAAAUGUUUCCUGUUAUGAUAGAGAUUAGUAAUACUAUGGAUCAUCCUUGUAAAACAUAUUUUAAAGAACAUUUAACAAGAAUAGUUCAUUGGUUUGCUAAUUCAAAAUAAUAUGAAGCACCAGAUGUGGCAUAAUUAUUAGAUUGUUUAUUUGAAUAACCAAUAAAUAAAGAAGAUCCUUAAUUAGAAUAGUUUUGUUCAUAAUUAAUAGGAGAAUUCAUUUAAUGGACAUUAAAAUAAACAACUCCAGAUUAAUUGAAAUUAAAUUAUUCAAAUAUCAAAACUGUAAUGAGAAGAAUAAUUACAUAUGCUAAUCAUCCUGAUUUUAGAUAUAAAAGUAUGUCAUUAGAAUGUAUUUUAUAAUUUGUUAAACAUACUCAAUAAGAAAAGUUUAUAGUUUCUAAAUAUUUUAUAGAAAUAGUAGAAUAAUUAAAAUUCAUUUUUAUUGUUGAAGAUAAAGAUAUUAGUAGAAUUGUAUCUAAUACCAAUAAUAUUAUAGAUAUAAUAAGUAAUGCAUUUGAAAGGUUUACAUAAGAUUUAUUAUAAGAGAUGAAGGGAAGAUAAGGAAAAAAUAAGACUCUUUAUUCUUUACAUGAAUUCUUAUUAAAUGAAGCAAUGAUUGGUAAAGAUGGAGGAUGGCAAUAGGCAACAUUAAGUUUAUGGUAUUUGAGUGUAAGUAAGACAUAGAAAGUAAUUAAGAAAAAUGCUAGAGAACUCUUAGUUGAUUAAAUAGCUGAAAUAGGUUAAAAGAUGAAAUUGUUUCCAAAAUAUCCUAUAAAUAGAUUAUAAGGAGAAUAGAAUUAUAAUUCUCUUCGUUUAGAUGCUGAAUCAUUAUCUUGGUAAUGUAGAAUUUGGCAAUUUAUUUAUGAUAGAAAUUUAUUUACUUUAGAUGAAAUCAUUUAAUUUGAUGAUUAUUUAAUAACAACUUAUAAUAUACAUUAAUUUCUAAGAUAUUUUAUUAUCAAAAAUUAAAGACAUUAAAUGGAUGAAUCUCCUUUAUUUGAUAUGAUUAUGACAUUAACAUAAGAUAAUUUCAAUCCAUCAUAAAAUUUGUAAAUUGAAGCUGGUAAUAUAGAUAAUUGGCUUACUAUAUAAUUACCAGAGAAAUUAGUGGAAUAAUUAAUUACUACUUUUGAAAGAGUAUAUAAAUUUGUAAGAACAUUCCAUAUAGAUGUUGAAUAAUACUAUAAUUUAAGUAUUGGAAUUAUUAUAAGACCUUCUUAUUUCUUAAAAGGAAUAUAAUUAGAUUUAUAUUUUGGAUAAGUUGAAAGUGUUGUUAAUGAAGCAUAAAAAUUAUUAUAAGGAACUCUAAAAUUUACAGAAUUUAGAUAAGUUUUAAAUGAAAUCUUUGAUAAUUAAUUUGUUUCUUUUGCAUAAACUAUAACUAAUAAAGAUUUAAUUAAAGAUAUUAAUGAAUUAAAAUUCUUUUUAAAGGGAUUGAAAUGGAUUUCAAAUCAAUGUUAAAAUGAUUAAGAAUGUAAUCAUUUUUAUUAAGAAUGUAUUGAUUAACUUGGUUAAGUGGUUAUUAAUUUUGAAUAGGGAAAUGAUUAAAUUAACAAUAUUGAAUAUGUUACUCAUCUAUUUGAAUUCUUACUCUCAGAAUAAAGAGCUAAGAAUUUUGUUAUUGCUAAUUUAAUAAAAGCAUCUGAUUUUAGAUAAAAACAUGAAGAAUAACUUAUAGCAUUUGUUGCUAAAAACUUUGAAUCUAUAGGUCAAAUCUAUUUUUAAUAUAUUUGUAAAGAAACUCAUUUAUUAAGGUAAGGGAUAUUAUUAGUUAAUAAAGUAUCUGAAAAUUUAGUUCAUCAUUUUUAUAAGUUUUAAUUUAAAGUCAAUAGAGAAAAUACUGCUCUUUUAUUAUUAGAAAUUUAAAUUAAUAAUAUAGUAAUAAAUUAAACAAAAGAUAUUAAUAGAGAAUAUGUUAAAGGUUUAUUAAAAGAUGGACUGAACACUAAUAGAUCAAUUGAAAUUCACAUAGAUGCUUUAAUAUUAUUUGGAUUGUAUAUUAAACAUAUAGAUACAGAUUUACCCAAUUAUUUAAAUGAUUUAGCUAAUAAGUAUUUCCCUAUAAAGAUUUCUGAUUUAAAGAAAGGAUCAACAGAAGAGUCGAAUUUUAAAACUAUUCUUAAAAAAUUAACAGAAAUGAUUAAACUUUGUGGAUAGAUUUAAUAUAUUGAAGUGUUAUUUCCACUUUUAAGAUAAGAUUUAAAUUUUGAUUAAUUUAUUUAAGAAUUUUUAUAGAUUAAUUAAGAAUCUUAUUAAUAAUUGAAAUGGCUUAUGUUAUAAAUAAAGGAUGAAUAAUUGGAUACAAGUUCAAUUAAUAAUGUGAGAAUAGCAUUGGGUAAUAAAUUAUUGAUUCCUCUUUUAAGUAAUUCUAAUUUGUUACUUGAAUUUUAUUCAGAAUUUACACCUUAUCUUUUGUAAUAAUUGAAUGUAAUAUGGGAUGAUAAUUGGAAGAUCAUGUUGUUUUAAUUAUAAUGGAGAGCACUUAUAUUUGAUCUAUUUGGAAUAGCUUAUAAGAGAAUGUCUACAGAAUAGAUAAAAAAGUAAUUACAUUCAAAUCUAAAAUUUUAAGCUGAUAAUGAAAUAACAAAGAAAUUAAUUGUAGAUUGUAAUAAAGCAAGUAAAUUUAAAUUUGAGAAAAUUAAUAUUUUGAAUAUAAAUCAAAAAGAGAUACUAUCUUAAGUGAAUUAUUUAAAAAUAGUAGAAGAUUAUUAAAGUAGUGCAUAUAUAACUUAUAUUUAUGUAUUGAUGAAAACAUAGACAAAAGAGAAUAUAUUUUAUGCACAUUUAUUUAAAAAAGAUAGAGAUAUACCUUAUUGGGAUAAUUUCAUAAAUAAAGAUUGGUAAUUUAAUUUCUAAGUUGAAACAAAUUUUGAAGAAAAACCACUCUAUACUGAAGUAAAGAAAUAAUAAUAAGAUUAUUUUUAAGAGAGAAUAGUUAAAAAUUAUUUAUAUACAGCAUCAUUAUCAGCAGAAUAAGUUACAGAGACAGGAAUGGAAAUAGAGGAAGAGAAUGAAAAUAUAUAAAGUACUGUUUAAGUUUAAAAGAUUGAGAUGGAUGAAGUUAAUAAACAUAAAUUGAUGAUACCAAUGUUAUCUUUAAUAGAAUUUAUGGCAAAUAAAUAAAAUUUCUAAUAAGUGAUACCUGGUUAAUAAUAAACAUAAUAAACAUAAUAAUAAGAAGAAGAAAUGCCAAGUUGGAUGACUGCUAUUAAAUAAGUAUUCAAUGAUGAUAGUCUUUAUUUAUCUUUGAAAAUAUUCAUGUUAAAAUUGAUUAUUAAUAAAAGUGAUAUAUUUAAUAGGUAUGCAUCAGGAUGGAUUGGAGUUUUGUUAGAUUAUUGUACAAAAGAGAAUAAAGUAAAUGGGGGUAAAGGAUUUCAUUAUUUUUUAAGAGAUGUUAUUGUUGUUUUAAUUAAGUUUUCAUAAAAAUAAGAAGUUAGAUAAGAAUAUCUUUAGAUGCAUCCUUAAUCUAGAAAUAAGAUAUGUUCAGUAAUUAAUAAUUUGAUAAUGUUAUCUGCAGAUAAAAAUAGAAAAAUAUUUGAUCAAAAUAUUGAAAUUAUUGGAUUGUUUGUAUAAUUAUAUAGAGAUUAAAUGUACAUUAGUGAUAAAUUAAUAGUUGAUAUGAUUUCUAAGAAACCUGAUUAAAAAGGUUAAUAAUUAGAUCCAUAAACAGAAGAUACUUCAGUUUUAUGGUAAGCAAAUGGAUUGGCUAUUUUACAUAUUGCAUUAUUAAAUAAUGUUGUAAUAUUAUAGGAUUAUCCAGAAUUUGUAAGAACUUAAAAUUCAUCAUUAUAUGAAAGAUAUAGAUUUAUUUUAUAAAAGCAAUCUCAUAAUAUUAAAUUUCCAACAGAUUAAAUUUAUAGAUUAGCAUGUGCAUAUACUACUAAGAAACAUGUUCUUAAAGGAAUUGCAAAUGUUUAUGGAAGUGUAUUGUAGUGUUGUUAAUAUUUGAAGGUAUCUAGUAGUGAAUAUGAAUAAGAAAUUAUUAAUGUUGUUACAGGUAUAAAAGCUGAUAAUAGACCAGGAUAUGGUAAAGAAAGAUUCACUACAUUUAUGAGGAUUUUGACUUUUGUUCAUCCAAAAGUUUUAAGCAAUAAUAAAUUAUUUUAAGAAACUGCUAAUUUAAUUGUAUAAGCUUCAAAUAAAGAAAGAGCAGAAAUUUUGAUAAUAUUUAGAGAAUUUUUAGAAUAGAUUGAAUAAUCUACUUAGGAUCCUGAAUUUUAUAUUAAUGAGAUUGUAGUAUCUAUAAGUGGAAGUAUAGAUAAGGUAAUUGAAGAUUAAGAAGAGAGUGUACAUUAUGCAUUAUUGAAUUUAUUAAAAUAAUUAGUAUAAUUGAAAUGUUUGAAUGCUUGUACAGAUUUAAUUUUACAUUGUUUUAAUUAGAUUUUAGAUAAGAUAGAUUAAAAAUAUGGAGUAGAUAGAGAUAUUGGUAUAGUAAAAUUAUAUUAAAACAUUCUAAAAUUAUUACAUGAAUAUUUAAUAAAUUAUGAAAAUAUGGAAUUAUAAGGUAAAGUAACUACAUAUAUUUUAUCAUUAUUUACAUCACAACAUAUAGAAAUUCGAAAUUUAUGUUUUAAAUAUUUAUAAGAUGAUUUAGAACGUAAAGCUAUUUAAUUACAAUAUUAAGCUGGUUAAUAGACAACAUAAAUAGAUAGAGUAAUUUCAUUAAUGAAAGAUAUAUAUUAACCAUCAAAAGAAAUUUUAUGGUUAAAAGGAGCAGUUCCUUUAUUAUUAAGUUAAAGUACAAAGACAUAAGAAUAUGAUUCAUUUAUUUUUGAUAAGAAUUUAAGUGAUGAAGCUCAUUAUUAUGAUUAAGAAUUCAAUAAUAAAAAAUAUUUUAGAUAAAAUAAUAUGUCUUAAAUGGCAGGAACUUAAUUUGGUUCUUAAUUUACUUCAUCUUCUUAACUUUUAAGUUAAGCUAUUGGAGCUAGUCAAAAUAAUCAAGGAAAUAAAAAUCCUAUAAAUUAAAAAUAAUUAAUAAGAGCAACUCAAGAAGUUAUUUAAUAAUCUUAAUAUUUUGAUGAAGAAGGAUUUAGAAUUCCAAUGAAAUCUAAUAGAUCUCAUCUUUCUUAAUUUCUUUAAACAAAUGAAAUAAGUUUCUAAUAAAUUUAAUUAACAUCAAAUAAUUAAAUAAGAUAUAAACCAGAAUCUGCUGCUAGUUUAAGAGAUACAACAAAAAAAUAUUAUAAACUUAAAUCAUAAUAAUCUAAUUAAUAAAUGUAUAAUUUAACUUAGGAAGGUUUUGAGAAAUUUGUAUAAAAUAGAGUUCGUAAAUAUAGAGAGGGAGAUUUACCAGACAUUAAAAUAAAAUAUAAAGAUAUUAUAGAUCCUUUAAUUGUAUUAUGUUUUGAAGAUGAAGAAUUGGCAGGUAGAGUAUUUACUGCUCUUUUUUAAGAAUUAUAUGACAGAAAUACAUCAGCUGAAACUCUUUAUGAAGUUCUAUUAGGAUUAUUAUAAAGAUCAUAAUGUAAGACAUUUAUAUUCAUUUCAACUGUCUUAAGAACUCUACAUUAAGUAUUAUGUAAAUCUGGAAUAUUAUUACCUGAAAAUAAGAUUGUCAAAAAAAUAGGAUUAGAAUCAUUGGCAUAUUAUUAAAGUAUGAUAUUAACUGAAGAAUGUAUAUUGAGAUUGUAAGAAGAUAAUGAAAAUUAAGAGAUUAGAAAAUCAUUCUUUUGGAUGGAUCUUAUGGAUUUACAUUAAAGUUAAGGUAACAAAGCUUAAAUUGAAGGAAUUAUUAAUGAAUUAUUUAAAGAUAAACCAGCUUUUGAUUCAAUUAAAUAAGCUAUGGAUUAUAAACAUUAAUAUUCAUAUAUAAGAGCCAAUUAAUAAUUGGAAGAAUUAUUAGAUGAAAUAAAUUAGGAAGGAUAUGAUGAAGAUACAAUUGAUGGAAGAAUGGUUCAUUAUUUAUAAUAAGAAUUUGAAGAUACAUGUAUGAAAUUAGGAUAAUGGGAAAAAUUAGAUGCUUAAUUAAAAGAUGUAACAUAAUUAACAGAUAGAGAAUUAAAUGCAAAUUUACCAUUAAUUAGAAGAACAUUCCAUAAAUAUAUGUCAAUAAAUAAAACUGGUGAAUUUGAUUUACAAAAAGCUAAAUAUUUGGAAAGAAGAACUGAACAUUUAUCUGAUGAAUUCUUAUUAGAAAAAACAUUGAUUCUCAUUUCAGAAUAAGAUAUAGAUUAAUCUAGAUAUUUCCUUCAAAAAGCUUAAAAGAAAUUUUUAACUUAAUGGGCAAGUUUAUUAUCUUAAAAUGAAUUACUAUCUAAAUAACUUAGACAUAAACAUUUAGAAUAAUUAUAAAUGAUGCAUGAAAUGGGUGAAAUUUAAAGUAUUUAUAGUGGAGUAGAAAUUGAUAUAGAUAAAAAAAUGUAAAUAUUAAAUACAUGGGCUGUUCGAUCACCUUCUCUUUAAGAUAGUUUAUAUACGUGGAAUAGAAUUUAUUAAAAUCGUUUAAUAAUGGCUAAUCAAACUCAUCCAGUAUUAGGUAUGUGGGCUUUAUAAUUUGCUAAAGGAGUUGUUUAAAUGAAUUAUUUCUAAUAAGCUGCUAAUUUAUUAUCAAUAUGUUUCAAAGUUUAUAAAUGUGAAAAUUGGAGUACUUAUUCUACAUUGGCAAAAUUAAAAUUAAAAGAAGAAAGAUUUGAAAGUGAUCAAAGAGAUUUAGAAACUAUUUAUUCAAAAUUAAAUGAUAAUUUUGAUAGAUAUGAUCAACAUAAAAAAUUAAAACUCUUUUUUAGUUAAUAAGCAUAGAAAAAUACAGAUAAAUCUGUUUAAUUCAGAUUUAAUAUGCUCCCUAUUAUUAGUAAUUAACAUUAUCUAAAAAUUAAUUAAGAUUUAGUAUUCAUGUUUAAUCAAGAAUCUAGAAAACAUAAUAAUCGUUAUGAUUUUAAUCCCUUUUAUUAACGUUAUGCUGAUGCAAUUACACAAACAUUUAAUGGAUAUUUAGAAUUGUAAAUAUAAUUACAUGAUGAAAAUAUUAAUCAAUCUAAAUUUUAUAAUAAAGCAGCCAUGUUUUGUGAAAGAUGUUUAAGAGUAAUUGAACCUGAUUCUGGUGGUUCUAAUGAUUUAAGAAAAAUUUUAGAAAAUAAAAAUAUAAGUUUAGAUAUGAUUGCUGAUUAAUUUGUCAGAUAUACUAUCAAUUCAUUUAAAUUCAAUGCAAAUCAAUUAAAUAAAAUUGAAACACUUCUUAUUAAAGUAUUGAAAGUUGUAUAAAAAUUUCCAAAUUAAAUUGGUCCUGUAUUCUAAGAUGCUGUUGAAAAGGGACAAUUAAGUACUUGGAUUUUCUUAUAAUAUUUACCAUAAUUAAUACAUUUAAUUAAUGAUAAUGUGAGAUUUUAAUAUUUCAAAAGAAUCUUUGAUGAUUUCAUUAAAAAAUACCCUUAAUAAUUUAUUUAUUAAUUUAAUGUAACUUAUUAAACAAGAAAGGAAUUUAAACCAGAUUCUGAAGCUAAUAAGAUGUUCGAUAAAUUACAUCAAUGUAUUCCUAAGAAUUAUGCCUUUAUAGAAGCACUAAAUUAAUUGACACAUCCAGAACAUAGAUUAUAAGCUUAUCUAAAUUAGAUCAAAGAUAAUUCUGAAGAUAUAGAUAUUGUUAUUGAUAAAAUUUAAGAAGACUUUUUUUCAAAAAGAGAAGAUUUUUAUGGAAGUUAUAAUUUAGCAUUUAUUUAAAAAAAGAAAAAUCAAUUAAAUCAAAUAUUAAAAAAUAAAGUUGAUUAACAUACUAUUAAUUAGUUUGCAUAAGAAAUAUCAGAAGAAGCAAAAUAAAUUUAAGUCAAAAAUUAACAAAUGAUUCAUGAUAUGUCUCGUUGGUUCUAAAAUUAUAAUGAAGAAUCUAUUGAUCAAAUUGGUAAAUAAACAGAAAUUCUAAUUCCUAUAUAAUUAAGUGGAAUGAAUGAAUUUGAUAUAUAAAUGAUACCAAAAAUAGCUAGCUUUGAUUAAGGGAUGCUUGUAUUAACUUCAAUUAGGAAGCCAAAAAGAAUAAAGAUAUAUGGAAGUGAUGAAAAACAAUAUUUAUUUUUAGUAAAAGGAGGGGAGGAUCUUAGAUUAGAUUAGAGAAUAGAAUUGUUAUUUGAUGUUAUGAAUAAAAUUCUACCAGAUUCUGAUCUUAGUACUUAUGGAGUAUUUCCAAUGACUAAAUUAUUUGGUAUGUUAUAAUGGGUAGAUAAUACUACAGUUAUUAAGGAGAUUAUAGAGAAAGAACAUUAAGAAGAAGAAGGGUUGGAGUUAUUUAAAAACAAAGCAUUAUCAAAGAGGGAUGAUUAUGCACUUAAAGCAGCUAAAAGAUAAGGAUAAUAUAAUGAAAAAAAUAAGAAUUUUGAAGUUAUUGGUGUAUUGUAAUGUGAGAAUGCUACUGAAAUAGUUUAAAAUUUCAAUGAAUAAAAAAAAUAUGUAAAAGAUACAUUAUUAAGAAAUGGUUUAAGUAAAUUAAGUGCAAAUUUAGAAGCAUUUGUUUUUAUUAGAGAUAAAUUCCUAAUUAAUUAUGCAGGUAUAUGUGCAUCUGGUUAUAUUCUUGGUAUAGGUGAUAGACAUUUAGAAAAUAUAUUAUUAAAUUAUUCAAAUGGUAAUUUAAUUGCAAUAGAUUUUGGAUUCUCUUUUGGUUAAGGAUUAGCAUUACCAAUUCCAGAGUUGAUGCCAUUUAGAUUGACUUAAGUUUUUGAAGGAUUAGCUAAACCUAUUGGAUUAGGUGGAUUGUACAAAAGUUAAUUUGUAAAAAUAUUGUCAGCUUUAAGAAAAAAGAGACAUAUUUUACUUGAUUUUUGUGAAGUAUUUUAUGUUAAAUAUUUUAGGUGUUUAUUAAUGAUCCAUUGAUUGAGUAAAUAAAAAUAGGAAAGAAUAAAGGAAUGUCAGAUGAAUUUAGAUAACGUUUAGAAGAAUAAUCAAAAAUUGAAGAAUAAGUUUAUAAUAGGACAGGAGAUUCUUUAAGUAUGCUUUCAUAGGAUUAAUAAAAAAUAAAAGAAACAUGGUAUCCAAGAAAGAAAAUAGAUAUAGUUCAUAAAAAAUUAAUUGGAGUUCAUUGUUCUUUGAUACUUUUGGAAGAAUUUGAUGAAUCUAGACAUUAGUCAGCAAGAUAUGCUGAUAAUUUAAGAAAGGCUAUUUAAGGAAUUAAUCAAAAUAGAUUAAGACAUUAAUACUAAAAACAUUAAACUUUAUCUGUUAUUUAAUAGGUUGAUUGUUUGAUAGAUUUGGCCACAGAUCCAAAUAUAUUGGGGAGAGCUUGGAAAGGAUGGGCUCCAUUUAUAUGA